Messenger RNA from Trichosurus vulpecula (common brushtail), 2512 nucleotides. It is a transcript of the gene ANKRD53, whose product is annotated as ankyrin repeat domain 53. Gene Ontology annotation, cellular component: spindle pole. The transcript is spliced from 6 exons. Gene Ontology annotation, biological process: regulation of mitotic cytokinesis; regulation of mitotic spindle organization; positive regulation of microtubule polymerization. Gene Ontology annotation, molecular function: protein binding. Bases 92 to 2500 code for a protein of 802 amino acids. Lineage: Eukaryota; Metazoa; Chordata; Mammalia; Diprotodontia; Phalangeridae. The record is from RefSeq and is a predicted model, not a curated record.
GAGGCCGGGAGAGGACAGAGAGGCACGUUAACUACCAGUCGUUCCCCCUGACCCACUACCCGACGGGACUGCUGGAGCCGCGGCGGAAACGAUGAAUAGAUUCAGCCUGCCGCGGGACUCUGAAAGCCAAACCUCCUACUCUUCCCAAAUGAAAAUCGUGAGCAGGAUGGACAACCUGAGAAAUGUGUCCGAAGGCUUCUUAAGUUUGUCCUCGGAAAGCAGGGACUGGAACACCACGAGCGGCCCCAGCACUUGGGAGCGGUUCGCUCCCUCACUGUGCGCCUCACAAUGGACUGAGAAUUCGUCGGCUCUUUUGGCGCUCAGUCCCGAAGCCAUGUGGAUGUCCGCCUGCCCUCUGUGCGCUGGCCAAGGGCCAGAAUGGGCUCGUGUGGUCCAGGAACCCCCGUACACGAUCCAGAUCCAGCCACCUGACUUCCCUUUGGGAAAGAAAAUCGUACAAGCCUUCUUACCGACAUGGCCCCUCAUCGAUUGGGACGACGCCUGGGGCCACCGACAAGCUUACAAACGCUACCGCUCCACCAAGGGGAUCUCUUCCCAAAAGGGGGCGUUUGCGCGAAACCAGGAACUACUGGCAGCCUCCGUGGGCAACCUGGACUGGCUGCAUCACUGCCUGAAGAACCAGAAGGACAUCCGCUCUGACCGCAGGGGCUUCACAGCCCUCCACCUGGCAGCAGAACGCGGCAACCUGGAGUGCAUGAUAGCUCUGGUGGAUCAGUACAAGUUCCCCGUGGAGACGACCACGACCAAGGGCUGGACUCCCCUUCACCUGGCCAUUAACAAGGACAAUCCGGCCGUGUCCCUUAAAUGUAUUCAGUACCUUCUCCAGAAGGGAGCUCCAGUCAAUGCCCGGAAUCGAAAUGGCAUUACCCCCCUGCACCUGGCAUCUGGGGAGGGCAUGCUGGACUGCAUAAAGAUCCUGGUGAAAGCUGGGGCUGAUGUACAUGCCCUCGACAACCAUAACCGGAAGGGCAUUGACAUAUGCAAGGCAUGGAACCACAGAGAAUGUGCCCGGUUCUUGAAGGAUGCCAUGUGGAAACGGGACAAGAAAGACUUGGCUGAAGAGAUGGGUCAACUGAACCAGCUUAAAAAGCGAUUGCUGGUCAUGCAGAAUAAAUACCUCCUUGAAAAGAAGAAAGAGAAGGAGGUCCAAAACCAAGUCGCCUUCACCAAAUGGCUCCAAACUAAGCCUCUGCCCAAGAUUAAGAUCCCGGAGCCCGCCCCGACUACGAAGGAAUCCGCCCGAGUUACGAAGGAAUGCGCCCGAGUUACGAAGAAAUCCGCCCCGGUUACGAAGGAGUCUCCUCGGCUUAGGAAUGAGCCGCCUCCGGUUGCGAAGGAGGCCCCCUCCGUUAAGAAGUGCCGCCAGUUUACGCAGACGCAGCCUCCGUGGAGGCCUCAGCCACCCUCCAUGCCCCGCACCGUUUUGACUCCCCCCGCCCGCCGGAGACUCCGCCCCUUGAAGACAACCAAGCCUUCGAACCCCCGCUCCCCCUUAACCACCCUUCGCUCUUUGAGCCCCCUCAUCCCGAGUAGCCGGUCCCGGUCCAGCCAGUCCCAUUCCAGGCCCCGAUCCCACCGUUCCGGCGCCCAUUUGCCUCGUAGCCCCUUGCCCCCUUCGACGGUCCGCUCACGAAUCUCCACGCUGUUCGAAUCGUCGGACGCAGUGUCCAGCUCGUCCCGCCCCGCCACGGCCCUCUACCUGUCUCCCAGCUUCCCGCCAAGCCCCGAAUACUACUCCCAGGCUAACCGCCAGUCCUAUCCCUCCUUGCACCCGCCAUCAGAGCUGACGCUCCCCGAGUUACAGUUACUGGAUGGCCAGAAUCGCACGUCUUCCAUCCCCCGGGCUGCGAGCCCGCCGCAGCACCUGAUGUCCCUCCUAGACAUCUACUUGGCCGACAUCCCCCUAACCCCUCCCCCGGCCAGGCCGUCCUCGCCCUCCCGCUGGGCUGCCAAAUGGAACCCGAGCACCAAUCCCGACGCACGGCCGGUCACCCAGAUUGCCUUCCCGCUGAGCGUGCGCCUGGGCGUGCACCCGGACCCGGUACAGGCGCACGACUUCUGCAACUUCCUCAAGUUCUCCUCAGACGGCGAGGGCGGGGUGCACAUCCAAACUGCCGACGGCCAGUGGGUCUUCCCAGUGCCCCGACUGCCCAUCAAGGUCCUGCUCCGAGAGCUGUGCCCAAGCCGGCAGCACCAGCGCCUGAAGGUGCCGGAGGGGCUGAAGCGCUUAGCGGUCCAGGACCUGCCCCGGAGGCGCUACGCCGGGGAUCAGUGCUUCUGGACAGAUUCCAUGGCCAUGAGCCUCCGGGACACCUUCGACCCAGCCUUCAUCUCCCUGAUGCGAAAGCACCAGGGGCUUCCUUCCUCUCCCACCUCCCCUGGCUCCUCGUCUUCCUCCUCCCCCACCUCUUCAAUCGCUCUCAGACAGUGCUGGGCCCUCCUCUUCUAUUCCCUUCAUGACCUUCCCCUCAUAAAGUAAUUUUAUUGACUU